Somion occarium is the source of this 2373-nucleotide messenger RNA. Lineage: Eukaryota; Fungi; Basidiomycota; Agaricomycetes; Polyporales; Cerrenaceae. The record is from the annotation of a GenBank genome assembly.
AGAACGUCACUUGAACUUGGACAAGUUGCCAACGUCUUCCCCACACUUUUCACUGAUGGGUCAUAUCCGCCACAGUCUAAGCUCUAGACCUCAAAAACCGAUAGCUGUAAAGGUUUCAAGACAUAGCAAUACGUGACUAGCUCAAAUUUUCCUAAACGACAUCGGAUUCAGCUAGUAUCACAUUGAAGCCAAUGCUGAAUCUGCGCAACCUUCUCAAUGUGUCAAGGACUCAGUUUCCGAAUCAUGUUCACCCACCAUCGAGGGUCUCCUUGCGACAGAAUAUCCAUACAAAUCACUCGUCUGUGAAUACACUUUCACGAAGAAAGUGGGCAAUACGGUUUGCCUGCAGCACGGUACUUGUCGGGGCGAUAUGGCAAAUCGAUAAAAAAUUCAAUGCAUCUGCCAUAGGAAGGAAUUUUCGGACCUUUACGACAUGCAUGCUGAUCGCCUUAGACUAUAAAUGGAACUUCACGCACGCGAAAAGUGACCAGAUACCUGCUCUUCAUGAGCGUGUGGCGGAGAGAAUAUACCACCUACUCACAACCAAUGGCGGACUGUACAUCAAAAUUGGGCGCGCCGGGUCUUUGAGAGUGCUCUGAGGCAUUCUGCUCAAUCAUGGCGCGAUGCACUAGACUUCCUAAAGUUUCUUAUCAUGACACUGAAAUGAGAAAUCUUCCUACGGAGGUGGGGGUUGAACCGUUUACGUUGUGCCUUCUCGAUAACUGGUCUACUAUUAUGGGAAAACUAAUACUAUAGUGUCUGCGAAUGCGCUCACAAAAAGUUAUUAACGCUCCCUGUUUCUCUUACAGGACAAGCUAUUGCAAAUAAUGCUGCCUUACUUCCUCGCCCCAUCCAAGAAAAGUUUACGAAGCUUUUUGAUGAUGCUCCUCAGGUCGAAUAUGAAGUUGUUCGACAAGUUUUCGAAUCCGAAUUCGGUAAACCAAUGGCAGGACCAGACGGUAUCUUCGAGAUAUUCGAGGAGAGAGCUGCCGCUAGUGCCAGUGUUGCGCAGGUUCAUCGUGCCAAAUUGAAAAGUUCCGAUGGCGAUGGAGUUUGGGUCGCUGUGAAAAUCCAGAAACCUGAUGUCGGUAAACAGGUGGAUUGGGAUUUGGGUACUUUUGGCAUUGUCAUGUGGUUGUAUGAGAAUAUUCUGUUCGAUAUGCCGGUCUAUUUUGUCGUUGAUUUUAUCUCGGACCAUCUGCGCAGAGAGCUUGACUUUGAACUCGAGGCAAAGAACGCAAUGCAGACAGCAAAGCUGGUGGCCAAUGAGCCUCGUCUAGCAGAUCGUGUCUACAUCCCAAAGGUGUAUCCUGAAUAUAGCACCAAGAAAGUCAUGACCGCAGAAUGGAUCGACGGUGUUCGACUUAGCGACCGAAGAGGUAUCAUGCAUCUUAUGGGUGAAGAAGACACCGACCUUGACCUCAGUCCGACUACUUCGCGCACUCCACCUGCACCUCCCUUUCCAUCCCCAUUAAAAGGUGGCGUUGCGUCCAUCAUGUAUACCAUGGUUGAACUCUUUAGUGCCCAGAUUUUCAGCUGGGGCUGGGUGCAUUGUGAUCCUCAUCCAGGAAAUAUCAUCAUCCGACCUCACCCCGCUAGACCUAAAUACCCGCAGCUCGUUUUAAUCGACCACGGACUGUAUGUUCGCCUCUCCGACGACUUCCGGAGACAAUAUGCAACUCUGUGGAAAGCACUUCUGACUGUGGACGUAAAUGUUAUCAAAAGUACUGCCUCGGAAUGGGGCAUCGGAACUCCGGAUUUGUUCGCAAGUGCGACCCUGCUUCGGCCAAUGUCGUUCAGUAGCCAGGAUUAUCCUGAGGCUGCAAAGUUUGCCGCAGACCUGGAGAAGAUGGAUCAAUAUGAGAAGGGUGUCAUGAUGAAGCAGAGACUGAAGAAUUUCCUGACGGAUACGGAUAAGAUGCCCAAGGAGCUGCUCUUCAUUGGAAGGAAUAUGAGAAUUGUUCAAGGGAAUAACCAAACAUUCGGCUCCCCUGUGAAUCGAAUACGUAUCACAGGAUACUGGGCCUCUCGGUCGUUAGCCCGGGAACCUCAACCAAGCCUUCCCGCCCGCAUCCGUGAAUACGUUGAUUACUUUAUUUUCCUCACUAUGACAUUCGCUAUCGACAUUGCCUUCUACUUCACCAAAUUCAAGGCUUGGGUAAGAACCAAGCUGGGCUUGCAAAGCGAAGGAUUUGAGGAUGUGCUGGAGAGGAGUAUGCGCGAGUUUGCGAAAGCUAAUUUUGGUCUGGAAAUUGGGGAUAACGCUUUCUUAGGUUGAGCGCGGGCAUACUCUGGGAUUUUUGUAUCGUAGCUAAUACAUAAUCGAUCCUCUGAACCAUCUUACUAUGCGAAGUUCCUUGCUUGUCGUGUUCG